GGUCCCCCCCAGCAGUGAAUUCGCCGCCGCCGGUCUCAAGUAACUGUAAGCAAGCGCACCUGGCUGUUGCUGGUGAAUAAUACUCGAAUCAGUCCCUCAAAGCCGCUCUGUUUCGCCUUUUUUUGUUCAUGGCGUCGUUACUGAAGCGCAACCCAAACCCAACCCUCCCACCAAUCCGAAAGCACCUAAACCUCAACUUCAACCUCAGCCUCCAUCACCCCGUCUGAGAUACACACAUACCUACACGAACACGCACAACAUCCAAGAAUGCCCAUCGCCAUCCCCAAGACGCCAAAGAAUGGCAUCACGAAAUUCACAAACUGCCGUCUCGUAAAGGGCGACGCCCUUGUAUCAGAAGACAUCUGGGUCAGCUCCGUCACGGGCAAGAUCAUCCACAGCCAGGCCGCCUUCUUCGACGACCUCUGUCUUCCGGAUGAGACCAUCAACCUGGGCGGCCGCAUCGUGUCGGCCGGCAUGAUUGACUGCCAGCUCAACGGCGCCUUCGGCUUCAACUUUUCCACGCUGCUCGAGGAUAUGACGCAAUACGGCAAAAAGGUCCGGGAAUUGAACAGGAAGCUCGUGUCUACGGGCGUCACGUCCUACGUUCCGACACUCACUAGUCAAAAGCCAGAGCUCUAUCAGGGGGCCCUGCCUUAUCUCGGAGCAUCAGGAGGCUUACAAGCAGCCCACGACGGAGCCGAAUCGCUCGGCGCGCACGUGGAGGGCCCGUUCCUGAACCCCACCAAGAACGGCAUUCACAACGUCGACGUCCUGCAGCAGGCAGAGACCUUUGACGACCUGGUCCGAUGCUACGGCGCCGACAACAUCGAGCCCAGCGCGGCCAACGGCGGCGUCAUCCCGAUCAAGAUGAUCACGGCGGCGCCGGAGCGGGGCAACAUGACCAAAAUCAUCCCAGAGCUGCGGGAACGGGGCAUCAUCUACUCCAUCGGCCACUCGGAGGCGACGUACGAAGACGCGUCGGUGGCGGUGGCCGCGGGCGCGACGAUGAUUACGCAUCUGUUCAACGCCAUGCGGCCCCUUCACCACCGUAACCCGGGCGUAUUUGGCGUGUUGGGACUGGCGGAGAGCUUGGCGCGGCCGUAUUUUGGUAUUAUCUCUGACGGUAUCCAUCUUCAUCCGACGACGAUCAAGAUUGCGUUCAAUGCGCAUCCUGAUGGAUUCAUUUUGGUGACGGACGCUAUGCAUAUGAUGGGUCUUGCGGAUGGGUCAUAUCAGUGGGUUAAUGGACAGGAUGUGAAUAACAUCAUCAAGGUUGGCUCUACGCUGUUGCUGGAGGGCACCAAUACGAUUGCUGGAAGUGCUGUCACACUGAUGGAAUGUGUUAACAACUUCCUCCGAUGGUCUGGUACGGGUAUUCCCAAGGCGUUGAAGGCCGUCACGGCGACGCCGGCGGCCAUGCUCGGUCUCCAAGGCAUCAAAGGGUCAUUGGAAGACGGGGCGGAUGCCGACUUGGUGAUAUUUUCUGAAGAGAUCAGGGAGGGCGCCACGCAGUUGGUGGUAGACGAGGUUUGGAAGUCCGGGGCGUUGGUGUCGAGCAGAAAGGACGACCAAUCGCCGAUUAUGCCGUAGAAUGACGAAUUGUAGUGAAGGACACGAGUCAAGAUUCUGGGGAUACGUACGAAUACAGUGAAGAAAGACGGCAAGUGAAGAGAGAAGGACAGGGUCGAGCCCUACAAUAGACUGUAUACGCAUAGAGCUGCCAUCCGAACUUGAGGGCGUAACUGGAUGCGCAGAUAAAGUUUCCAAGAUGGCUGGGGGUGGUUACUGGUAACACCAAGUGCCUUACUGGGCAAGGUAGAGAGGGCCUCGCUUAGUCUUCGCCAGAGUUUGGUUGAUUGUCUGCCAGAGAAUGGUUGCACAACAUGAAAGUAGAUUGGGUAGACGCCGAUGUUCGGCCAUAAAUUACAAGAUUUCUUAAUGAUGAUAAGUGAGGUUACUGCUGG
Molecule: messenger RNA, 1964 nt
Organism: Colletotrichum scovillei
Lineage: Eukaryota; Fungi; Ascomycota; Sordariomycetes; Glomerellales; Glomerellaceae
Product: NDT80/PhoG like DNA-binding family protein
Exons: 3
Coding region: 268-1590 (440 amino acids)
Biological process (GO): N-acetylglucosamine catabolic process
Molecular function (GO): N-acetylglucosamine-6-phosphate deacetylase activity
Source: RefSeq, a predicted model, not a curated record